AUGCCAACCAUUGAAUUGUUCUGUGUAAUAAUCAAAUCAAAAUGGUUACACAUGUGUAAAACAGUGGUCCUCAAACCUCCAUAUUUAUGGUGGACAUCCCAUAAUAAUAAUGUGUGCGAAUUUAAUUAUAAUCCGUUGAAACAAG
Molecule: messenger RNA, 145 nt
Organism: Entrophospora sp. SA101
Lineage: Eukaryota; Fungi; Glomeromycota; Glomeromycetes; Entrophosporales; Entrophosporaceae
Source: the annotation of a GenBank genome assembly